UGACCCUGUUAUGGUAAGUGAUCGAAAUCAUAAUUAAAUUAAAAUAUACAUUUUUACACAGAUGAUAUGCUUAUCUUCAGUUAGAUUGGUUAAAAGAAAAAUUCGAAGUACCGAAUGCCUGGGAAUUAUCUACCGAGCACAGAAAAUGGAUUUGGAUGAAUAUCAUGAAAGCCGUGAGAUUUGAAGGAUUUUUACAGAAAAAGUACGCUAGCGAAAAAAGAUUCGGAUUGGAAGGUUGCGAAGCAUUCAUUCCCGCGAUGAUGCAAUGUUUGGAAACGUCCGCUGAAAAAGGAGUGGAGACCGUGGCGAUAGGAAUGGCACAUCGUGGUCGUCUAAACACAUUAGUCAAUGUUUGUUCGAAACCUCUCCAUCAAUUAUUGACUCAAUUCAAUCCUAUAGCUUUAGACGGCUUUGGAUCUGGGGAUGUGAAAUAUCAUCUUGGAACGCACGCUGAGAAAUUGUUACAGAGAAGUAACAAAAAAAUACAUGUUUCCAUUAUGGCGAAUCCUUCGCACCUGGAAGCUGUCGAUCCCGUUGUAGUAGGUCGAAUUAGAGCCGAACAAGUGGAAAAGAAAGAUACUAAAAGUGAAAGGUCAUUGGCACUCUUAGUUCACGGUGAUGCUGCUAUAGCCGGGCAGGGCGUAGUUUUUGAAACGAUGCACCUAACGAAUCUACCGGAAUACACAACUGGAGGUGUCAUUCAUGUAAUUAUAAAUAAUCAGAUUGGUUUUACGACCGAUCCGAGAUAUUCUCGAUCCAGUUGGCAUUGCUCGGACAUAGCGAGGGUCAUAAACGCACCUGUAUUUCAUGUACACGCCGACGAUCCGGAUUUAGUAGUUUAUUGUAGUCAAGUUGCUAGUGAAUAUAGGGCAAAAUUUCAUAAUGACGUUAUGAUCGACAUUGUCGGAUAUCGGAGAUAUGGUCACAAUGAGUUAGACGAGCCUAUGUUGACCCAGCCAAUCAUGUAUAAGAACAUAAGAGCUCAUCCAAAUGUUCUGACCAUCUACAGCGAUAAAUUAUUAAAAGAUGGUGUGAUAACAGAAACCUUUAUAAAAGAAGAAAUCGAUAAAUACCUAGACCAUUGCGAGACGGAAUUCAAAAAAGCGCAAUCCAUUCAAUCUAUACACAUGUGGGAUUGGCAUGAUAUACCUUGGAGCAAAUUCUUUUCAAAUCAAUCUUCGGAAAAUAAAAUACCGAAGACAGGCAUUGAUUUGGAAUCAAUUAAAACUAUGUGCAAAACUUUAUCGACUCCUCCAGAAGGGAUAACAGUUCACAAUGCGGUGUUAAGGACAAUGAAAAAACGAGGAGAGAUGAUGUCGGAAGAAAAAAUUGAUUGGGCUAUGGGCGAAGGUUUGGGAUUUCUUAGUUUAUUGAAAGAAGGACAUCAUGUAAGAUUAUCCGGGCAAGACGUUGAACGCGGAACCUUUUCCCAUCGAAUGCACAUUAUUCAUGAUCAGAAGAGGGACAAAGUAUAUAAAAAUCUUCUCAACGAUGUGUUCCCUGGUCAAGCACUUUAUACCGUUUCAAAUUCUUCAUUAUCGGAAUACGGGGUUUGCGGUUUCGAGGUGGGAUACUCGGCUUACAAUCACAAGACGCUUACGCUUUGGGAAGGACAAUUCGGUGAUUUUUGUAAUACCUGUCAGGUUACCAUAGAUUGUAUAUUAUCUUCUGGCGAAUCAAAAUGGGGUAGGCAAGUGGGACUAGUUUUGCUUUUACCACAUGGCAUGGAAGGUCAAGGACCUGAACAUUCGUCCGCAAGAUUCGAAAGAUUUUUGCAAAUGUGCGACGACGAUUGCAUUCACAUACCUGGAACAGAACCGAAUGCUGCCAAAGAUAAAUCUCCGGAAGAAAUAAUGACGCGACAACUUUUUGAAACAAAUUUAAUCGUUUGCAAUUUGACUACACCGGCGAACUUUUUUCAUGUUUUGCGACGGCAAAUAUUGAUGCCGUUUAGAAAACCACUGAUAAUCAUGGCACCAAAGUCAUUGCUUCGACAUCCCAUGGUGAUAUCGAGUUUUAAGGAAAUAGGCCCUGGUACAACGUUUCAACCUGUGAUCAGAGAUUACUCCGUCAAACCAGAAGGCAUUAAAAAGAUACUCUUUUGUACGGGAAAAAUAUACUAUGAUCUCAUUGAAGAACGUAAGGCAAAACAAUUAGAAGAUAAAAUUGCAAUAGUGCGAAUCGAACAAAUUUGUCCCUUUCCGUAUCACCUCGUUGCAGAUGAAAUAAAUAAAUAUCCAAAAUGCAAGAUAAUGUGGUUCCAAGAAGAACACAAAAAUCAAGGCUCGUACUAUUACAUAAGAGAUAGAUUAGCGCUAGCUUUGCGCCUACGACUGGAAGAGAUAAGUUAUGGUGGCCGACCACCUAGUGCCUCUUCAGCUACUGGAAAUAAGAACAUUUAUGCGACGGAAUUUCAAAACAUGAUGAAAAUGGCAAUGCAUCUUUGAUUGAAAUUCAAAAAAUGGUCAUUAUUAUAACCUUUCUUUCGAAUAUGAUAAUAAAAAUUCAAUGUUUAUUACGGGGUUAUCACUUUAACUCACCAACAAACACAGAUAUUUCGUCCGUUCUAUUUUCCAACGCGAAAAGAAUGAUCGAUUUGUACGAUUCCACAUUGCAUUAUGGCGUAUUCUUCUUUCGUUCGAUGUUAAAAAAGUAAUUGACACAUUGCUAAACAUCGCAUUCUAUGCCUGAGCUCAGAGGUGCGAGGUGUUGACGUAACUGACACGUCUCAUAUGUCACAUCUGACAUGUCUCAUAUGUGAGAAGAUUUUUAAGUACAUGCGCAUUCGUCCUUAAUUGAAGUUUCACACCCCAAACAAUACUUUCUAUCAUCGAUUCUAU
Vespa velutina is the source of this 2840-nucleotide messenger RNA. RefSeq names its product 2-oxoglutarate dehydrogenase, mitochondrial-like. The record is from RefSeq and is a predicted model, not a curated record. Gene Ontology annotation, biological process: tricarboxylic acid cycle. Gene Ontology annotation, cellular component: oxoglutarate dehydrogenase complex; mitochondrion. Bases 156 to 2447 code for a protein of 763 amino acids. Gene Ontology annotation, molecular function: thiamine pyrophosphate binding; oxoglutarate dehydrogenase (succinyl-transferring) activity. The transcript has 12 exons. NCBI's taxonomy places the organism in Eukaryota, Metazoa, Arthropoda, Insecta, Hymenoptera, Vespidae.